GCCCCCGGAAGACGUGGGGGUGCCCCGGAGGGCAGGCCAUGAACGACCUAGAUUUCCAGGAUGUGGUGCUAGAGGAGCUGCCCCACGCCCAGGGCCCCCCGGUGCAGUUUGAGCUCAACGGGCGCGUCUGGCAGGUGCCUGCUGCCCAGGUGGAUGGGGAAGAUUUCGUUGGCGUGCGCUCGGACUAUCACUGUGGUGUUUGGAGGGUGCCAGGCAGGACAGGGGUGGCCCCCACACCACUGCAGGUUAUCCGCACCGACAUGCCUGCCUCCUGUCUCACUGUCAGCCCUCACCUCCCCGGAGAGCUGGCAGUCUGCACUCAGAGCGGAGCCGUCUACCUCUGGAACGUCGAGGCAGGGCUUCAGCGGCUCUGCCAUGACCCCCAGACCAUGUUUUUUCGGGACCAUUCGCCCUGGCGCUGGAGCAAUUUCACUGCCCACCCGCGGGUGUUGAGCUGUGCUGACCGCACCGGCCUGCGGUGCCUGGAUGGCCGGGCCCCCGAGAGAUGCCACUUUGACUUGUUCAAGGUGGGUGAGGAAGCUGGUUGCCAGCAGGGCGAGCGUGUGGUGCUGCCAAUGUACCUGGGCAGGGCUCAUCCCUCCCAGCACCUCGUCACCACGCAGUUUUCAGUGUACGUGCUGGACGAACGGUUGCCUCUGGUGCCCAUGCUGAAGUGGCCGCACAUGAUGAAGGCCCCCCCUCUCUUUGCCCACCUGUCACCAGGUGGCCCUGGAAGGAGCCAUAAGGUGCUGCUUGGCGCAUCCUGCACCCAGGAGCUGUUGCUGCUGCAAUACUGGGGGGGCAGCCAGUCAGCCUGCCAGCUGAUAGGGCCUCCAGAGAAACUACAUAGUGUCACUGGCUUCCUGCAGCACCUGCCCACCCAGCUCCCACACUGCCACCACCUGCUCUGGCAGAACCUCGGCACCUCGUCUGCUGGGCUGGCUGCCGCACUGCAGGAAGAUGGGCCGCGGGAGUCCCUGAUGGUUUUCCAGCUCUCCGAGGCCGGGGAUGUCUUCUGCCAGAGGCUGAGCCACAAGACAGCACAGCCCCCUGCGCCCACAGUGGGGGACGAGGCCAUGGCAGCCCCCGGCUCUUCCCCUCUCUUUGAAGAGUGGGAGGAGCAGGAGGAAGAACAAAUUUUCUAUUUGUCCAACCUUGAGGUGAUUAUCGAUGAGGAGGAACAGGUAGAGAAGGUGGCGGUCGAGGAGGAGGAGGUUGAGGAGGAGGUCGAGGAAGUGGUGGUCGAGGAGGAGGAGGUUGAGGAGGAGGAGGUCAAGGAAGUGGCGGUCGAGGAAGUGGCGGUCGAGGAGGAGGAGCACAACCGAGCAGAUUCCUACAACGACUAUAUCACCACAUAA
This is a messenger RNA of Athene cunicularia (burrowing owl), 1358 nucleotides long. RefSeq names its product TATA box-binding protein-associated factor, RNA polymerase I, subunit C-like. The coding region runs from base 39 to 1358 and encodes 439 amino acids. Gene Ontology annotation, cellular component: fibrillar center. Gene Ontology annotation, biological process: transcription by RNA polymerase I. Gene Ontology annotation, molecular function: protein binding; RNA polymerase I core promoter sequence-specific DNA binding. The record is from RefSeq and is a predicted model, not a curated record. NCBI's taxonomy places the organism in Eukaryota, Metazoa, Chordata, Aves, Strigiformes, Strigidae. The transcript is spliced from 10 exons.